This is a messenger RNA of Arxiozyma heterogenica, 1383 nucleotides long. It is a transcript of the gene MDH2, whose product is annotated as malate dehydrogenase MDH2. Gene Ontology annotation, biological process: malate metabolic process; tricarboxylic acid cycle. The coding region runs from base 1 to 1383 and encodes 460 amino acids. The record is from RefSeq and is a predicted model, not a curated record. Gene Ontology annotation, molecular function: L-malate dehydrogenase (NAD+) activity. Gene Ontology annotation, cellular component: cytosol; cytoplasm. The transcript has a single exon. Lineage: Eukaryota; Fungi; Ascomycota; Saccharomycetes; Saccharomycetales; Saccharomycetaceae.
AUGAUAAACUUUCUGGGUCAUUCCUGUUGUCCCUUCCACACCUCCAAUCCUUCUCUUUCUCUUUCUCUUCCUCUUCCUGUAUCCUUGUUAGAAAGAAAUAGUGUGAACCAAAAUAGAGAAAUCGAAACAAAAACUGGAACAGACCCUAGUGAUAGAUUACUCUCCGAUUCAUAUAAAAGUAUACAUAUCCCACUAUAUAUAUAUAUACUUACUCUACUGAAAGAAAAGAAAAGAAAAGAAAAGAAAAGAAAAGAAAAAAAUAAGAAUAUGCCACACCAAAUUACUGACAACUCCAACCCUUCUGAACAAAUCAAAAUUUGUGUCUUAGGUGCCGCAGGUGGUAUUGGUCAAUCCCUUUCUUUACUGUUGAAGACCCAGAUCCACUAUUUGUUGCCAUCCCAUACAAACAAGAGUAUAAACUUGUCUCUAUACGACAUCAACGAAGAAGUUAUCAACGGUGUGGCCACUGAUCUCUCUCACAUCGAUACCCCAAUAAACAUGUCCUGGUAUGCAGGACACUCCAUCGACAGGUGUCUACAAGACGCUAACAUUGUAGUGAUCCCCGCUGGGAUGCCAAGAAAACCGGGCAUGACAAGAGACGACUUGUUCAACAUCAAUGCAGGCAUCAUCAAGGGUCUAACCGACUCCAUCUACCAACACUGCGACCUCUCCAAAGUCUUCGUACUUGUCAUUUCAAAUCCAGUCAACUCGUUGGUCCCAGUCAUGCAUUACAGAUUCAAACAACUGCUAAAUGGCAAAACAGACACAGGUAUCGAAAGAAGAAUCUUUGGAAUCACUAAAUUGGAUAUCGUUCGUGCCUCUACGUUCUUAAAGAGCGAAUACGAGACAGCCACUGGUCAAAUCAGUUCAAACAUGCCAUUCGUCCCCGUCAUCGGUGGGCAUUCCGGUGAAACUAUCCUUCCUCUGUUCUCCCAAAACAACUGGUCGCAUGUCCUACCAAAUGAAGUCCUACAGCACUUGAUCUAUAGAGUCCAGUAUGGUGGUGACGAGGUUGUCAAGGCUAAGAACGGCAAGGGAUCAGCCACAUUGUCCAUGGCUCAUGCUGCAUUUAAAUGUGUUCAAGACUUUGUUAAUUUAAUACUCGGCAACGCUCAUGAAAUCGAUUCAAUCAAUUUUGCCACGUUACGCGAUUUCCAAGAGAGACCAAUCACUCAGGGAGCAGAGAAAUUGCUGAACCGCAUUGAAAAUACUGCCUUCUUUGCCAUCCCAAUGUCUAUCAACUUGCAAGGUACUAAUUCUGUAAACUACAACUUAUUAAACAAUUUAAACGCUCAUGAAACUAAUGAAUUAUUACCAUUAUGUCUAACUAAAUUAAAGAAGAACAUCGAAAGUGGUAAAGUCUUCAUUGAAUCUUCUGCAUAA